UUUUCAAUUUCAAAUUUGCAUUUGCAGCUGCAGGAGAGCUCGUAGUCGUAUCAAUGGCUACUGCUCCUUUGAGCGAGGUCGAGAGACUCCAAAGCGAGAUUGAGACACUCCAAGAUGAGAACAGGGCCUCGAUAGAGCGUCUCACUGCCUUGGAAAAUGAACUGGCCAGGAAGGAUGAGAUUAUUCAUGAGAAUACUGAGCAGAAAGAUAAGCUGUUGUUAGACAUUAAAGAAAAGAAGAAGGAAAUAGAUCAGCUCCAGGCUAGACUCCAAGAAGACCAAGAUCAAAAGAGGUCCUUGAUGGAGCGCCUCUCUGCCUUGAAAAAUGAACUGGAUAUUACUAUUAACGAGAAUGCGAGACUAAAUACAGAGAAAGAUAAGUUGUCAGAGCAAGUAUAUCAACUCCAGAAUCAGCUUGAACAGGCCGAAGAAGAAGCCUUUAAUGCGAAAGGAGAUAAGCAGAAACUCAAAGGUCAUCUGGAGGAGAUUCAAGUCAAAUGCAGAGAAGCCGAGUCGGAAUUGCGUAACUUCCAGAGCCGCAUAAAAGAAGCAGAUGCAAAUAUUGAAGAAUCAGAAGAAAAUUACCACAUGACAAUGGCUGAGCUUAAAGGAAAGACUGAACUAGUCAUUCAACUAGAGAGAGAGUGUAAACAGAUUAAGCUAGAGUCGAGCUCGCGUCAAGCUAAUCUCAAUCAAGCUCUCCUUCAUACUAAACAUGUCUGCAUUCAACUUGAAGCUCGUAACGAAGAGCUCGAGGCUCACGAGAGAAUGUUAAUAGAGGAGAAAGAGGCCCUGGAGUCAAGAUGCAUGGAACUCUCAAGCCGUCUCGAAGGUCCUUGCCAACUCUGUAGGAAACGGGAGCAUGCAGCAACAGUGACUAUAAUACCUUCCAACUCAAAGGAUGACGAAGACUUGGAUUCUAUCCCACGCUCCUAUUCCACCCCAGUCACUCCUUUUAAGACACUCCCAGAAGAGACUGAGGUCGAUCGACUCAACGAUGAGCUACUGAAAAAGAAACAAGAGCACGAUUGCUUGUUUGAAAACCUACAAAUGGUCUCAAAGAAAAAUACGACUCUCAAGAAAGAGCUCAAAGAGUCCGAGAAGGCACUAUACGAGUUGCAGAGUGUCUGUGACUCACUGAAAGACGAAUUAGAAGUUGCAUACAGAGAGCCUCGACAUACUUUAGAUUCCUCAAUCUCUGGAAAAAAUCCAAAACAGAUACAGCAAGAGGCUGAGUCUUUAAUGAAAGAGCUGAGCGGCAUACAAAUGCGUCAUGAUGAGUUAUUAGCCAAGAACUCGUCGCUCAAAGUCGAAAAGAUUGACAAUGAGAGAUCCCUAGAGGAUGCUCAUAGAAAGCUUGACAGAUUGAUGGAAGAACUACGCAGCUACCGGGAGUCCAGCAGCAGCAGUGAUGAGGAGCCACGGUGUGACCAACACAUGGAGACUAUUGCAGCAUGUAAGUCAGCAUUAGAUAAAUCCAAAAAGGAGAGAGAUUGGCUGAGAGAGGCAAACACAGAGCUGGAGAAAUUGGCUGCAACACUAAAGGAGGAGAAUGAGGCUUUGGGUACUCAGAACACUCAACUGCGUCUCACUAUAUCCGACAAUGAGGCUGACAAGACAGCUAUUGUCCAAUUGGAAUCAGAGCUGGAAGCUAAGGGAGAGGAGAUUGUUACUCUCCAAUCAAAAGUUGCUGUGGUGUCGAAGGAGAAAAGUGAGGUUCUUAAAGAAGACGAAGAACUAAAGAAAGCACUCAGAGAGUCUCAGUCCCAGAACCACGACCUGAACAACUCUCUCGCUAAAUUGAAAGCCCAAAACAAGAGAGACCAGGAACUGGUGACUAUCCAACAGAAAGAGAUUGAGACUGAGAGAGCUAAAGCCACUCAUAUCAAUCAAGAGCUUGCUGCUUCUAAAAGGGACCUUGAACUGGCUAAAAACUGCAUAAAACGCCUUCAACAUGACAUAGAGAGCAAUGCUAAAUGCCAUGAUGAUGUAGAAAACCAGCUCCUUAAAUCUCACAACAAGCUUUCCCAGCUUCAGAUGAGAUUAGGCGAACUUGAAGGACUCAAUUAUGAGUUAAAGUCAACUCUCGAGAGUAUGAAAACUCAAGAGACCUCACUCGUGUCUAAAAGCAACAGAAGCAAAAUGAAGAUUGAGGAACUGAACGAGAAGCUUAAAGCUACAGAGGAAGUCCUUGAAGAGAAGGAACGCGAGUUAAAUCUUGUCAUAAAAUCCCGAGAGCAGCUAAAAAUAGAUAAUAACAAGCUGUUGGAGCAAUUGGAUCAGCUCUCUCAAGCAUUGAUGGCGUCAAACAAUGAGAAGGAUUUACUGCGUGGUCAAAUUGAACAAUAUGAUACUGAACUUGAGGUAGCUCGUGCAUCGCAUGAACUCGAUUUCAAAGAAAAAGAGGCAAAGAUUGCGGAUUUAAAUUCUGCGAUUGAGGAUUUAGAUUCCGAGAAUGAGUCUUUAAAUACGCAAGUGAUCCUUCUCAAGGAAGAGAUAUCAGCCUGUGAGGAAAGGCUGAGCACUGUCAGACUAGAUGCAGAGAACAAGUCAAGAAUAAUUGAGGACUUUGAAGAGAAUGAAAAGGAAUUGAAGAUGGAGCUGCAAGAAAUGACUGCAGUGAAAGAGAACCUCUUCUCACGCUCUGAGAGGCAAGAGUCUGAUCUAUUGAACCUAACUGAACAAAUGAAACACAAGAGUGAGGAGCUUCGUCAAGCAAAUAGAGAGAUCACACGUCUUAAAGUAGAAUUAAAAGAGCUCCAGCAGUCACACUCCAAUGAAUUGGAGCACUCUGUAGGACAAUACUAUAAGCUUAAAGAAGAGAAUGAUCAUAUUGACUGUGAAAAUAGACACCUCCAAUUUCAAUUAUCACAGGCGGCGAGAUCUCUUGAAGACUUGGAGGAUUGGAAAAGAGGUGUUGUUGAAAGAAGUGAGGAGCUGGAGAGGAAGUUAGAAGAGCGAGAGAGAAAAAUUGAAGAGCUGAAGAGAAAAAUAGAAGAGCUGAAGAAUGAUAAAGCCAGACUACAAAGAGAAUUGAAAGAAACAAGACAACGCCAUAUGCAACACAAGAGGGAUUACAAGCUUGCUGAGGAUAUCAUCAAAAAAAGGAAGCAACUUGAAGAUAUUAUUUAUGAACCUGAUACGCCGACUAGUGAGAGAAUCGGAGAAGGCGUACAGCAAUACAAUAUCAGCUCGACCAGUGGAGAAUGAUCACUUCUGCUAUUGAAGAAUGUACUGGAUAAUAUUGACAGUGUCAUAAUGUCUUUAAUAUUAGGAACUUCUUAUGUUUAAAUCACUUAUAAAUCAACUUUAAA
Messenger RNA from Amphimedon queenslandica, 3313 nucleotides. Its product is annotated as myosin-11-like. The transcript has 3 exons. The record is from RefSeq and is a predicted model, not a curated record. NCBI's taxonomy places the organism in Eukaryota, Metazoa, Porifera, Demospongiae, Haplosclerida, Niphatidae. Bases 54 to 3209 code for a protein of 1051 amino acids.